AUUCACCAAACCAAUUCGACCCUAUCUUCUAUUCUCUAUAUCUCUAUGCUCAAAUAAGUAAUGAUCAAGCUACAAAAUCUCUUCAUAUUUUUCAUCAUAACUUUACCAUCGAUCAUAUCCCAAAAACCAAUUACUUGCAACCGGUCAUGCCCCGGCAGCCAACUCACUCCCGUCCCAUACCCGUUCGGCUUCUCACCCGGCUGCCAAAUCCAACUAAACUGCACAUCAAACGGUACCGUUUUAAUCAAUGAAUUCCAAGUCCAACAAAUAAACCCAGAAGGCUUAUUCGUAAGCCUUUUAGCCACAUGUGGGCGCCCUGUUCACAAACUCAAACACCUAUACGGUGAACACUACGCGCCCACGUCAACAAAUGCAAUCCUCAUGCAAAACUGUACGGAAAAGAUGGUAAAAAAUUGCAUGAUUCCUGCAACGAUGUUACGUACGCAUCUCGAGAUUGUUAAUUGUAGUGGUGGUGAUGUUGGCUAUGGUAACGUGAGUUGUUAUUCUAGUGAUGUUACUCGUAUGUUUCUUGAUUAUGACAAUGUUGCGCAUAUGGGAUGUCGGUUUUUGCUUACCGGUGUUGCCACCGAGAUGAUUGGUGAUACCGCGAUUUCUUUGGAUAUACAAAUGGUUAAGUUAGGGUGGUGGCUUAAAGGGAGUUGCGAAGAUUGUUCGAGUGAUGCUAAUUGUACGACGAUUGUGUCGCCAGCGGAUGGUAGCGAUGGGUAUCGGUGCAAGUGUAGGAGCGGGUUCGAUGGUGAUGGCUACAAAGGUAGCUCCGGUUGUCGGAGACUUAAUGGUUCUUCUGGUUGCAAUGCUUCAAAGUAUUUAUUUGGUCAUUGUGGAGGGACUGGUAGAGUUGGUGUACUGAUUGGAGCUGUUGUUGUCGGAGCUUCAUUGAUUAUUUGCAUAGGGUUGGUUAUAUGCUUUAUUCGUCGUCGAACCAUUUCAAGGUCUAGAAGUAGGGUAAACAGGUUGUUUUAUGAAGCCAAAGGCAUCACAGUUCCCAUUUACACUUACAAAGACAUCGAGAAGGCCACAAAUAACUUCUCUGAUAAACAACGGCUAGGAACUGGAGCGUAUGGCACUGUGUACUCUGGAAAACUUCAGAAUGGAGAAUGGGUUGCAAUUAAACGUAUUAAGCACCGAUCUGAUGGUGACAAUAUUGAACAAGUUAUAAAUGAAAUCAAACUUCUUUCAUCGGUAAGCCAUCCAAACCUUGUUCGUUUGUUAGGUUGUUCAGUUGACAAAGAUGAACAAAUACUUGUUUAUGAGUUCAUGCCAAAUGGGACUUUAUCACAGCACUUGCAAAGAGAAAGGGGUAAUGGGCUUCCUUGGCCCGUUCGUCUCAUAAUUGCUACUGAAACCGCCCAAGCUAUUGCUUAUCUCCACUCAAAUUUGGAUCCUCCAAUCUAUCAUAGAGAUGUCAAGUCUAGUAACAUAUUAUUAGAUUACGAUUUCAAAACAAAAGUAGCGGAUUUUGGCCUUUCAAGAUUGGGAAUAAUGGAGUCAUCGCAUAUUUCAACUGCACCACAAGGCACACCAGGAUAUUUAGACCCGGAAUAUCACCAGAACUUCCAUUUAUCUGAUAAAAGUGAUGUUUAUAGUUUUGGAGUUGUUUUGAUUGAGAUUAUAACAGCUUGUAAAGCGUUAGACUUUUCUAGAAGACAGAAUGAGGUCAAUUUGGCAUCACUGGCUGUUGACCGAAUAAAAAGGGGUUCUCUUGAGGAGAUAAUUGACCCUUCCCUCGAGCAUAAUCAAGACGAGUGGACCUUUUCCUCAAUCCAUAAGGUUGCUGAAAUAGCAUUCAGAUGUCUUGCAUUUCAUAGUGAAAUGAGACCUUCUAUGAGUGAGGUGGCAGCAGAUUUGGAGGAAAUUAGCAUAUCUGCAAAAGAAAAUAUCAAAUUAUCGUUGGAAGAGUCUAAUCGUUCAUUGAUAUCUAUUGUCAGUGAAAAAGAAACGAAUAAGGAAGUUAAGAACAGCGAAUCUGAUAAUAAAAGUUUGUUUGAUAGCUUGAAUUCAAUGAAUGAACGAAACCUUUCAACCAUGUAUGGGGAGGAUCAAUGGCCAAGUGAACCGACCUCUCCUUCAUCCAAUGGUUUGCUUGGUUCCAGCACAAGGAUGUGAAACAGUAAUCAUCGGUCUACUUAUGCAACGUUUAAGGUAGGAUGAAUGUACAUAUCGAUCGUUAAAGACUUUCAAUGGUGAAUUUUUGAGCUUAAGACUAACUUCAGUUUCUAUGUAUAUGUUUCAAAAAGUACAAGCUAUGUUGAAAUGAAAUGAAAUGUAUAUAUAUGGCACUUAUAAACUA
Erigeron canadensis is the source of this 2311-nucleotide messenger RNA. Its product is annotated as wall-associated receptor kinase-like 14. Lineage: Eukaryota; Viridiplantae; Streptophyta; Magnoliopsida; Asterales; Asteraceae. The coding region runs from base 61 to 2127 and encodes 688 amino acids. Gene Ontology annotation, molecular function: ATP binding; protein kinase activity. Gene Ontology annotation, biological process: protein phosphorylation. The record is from RefSeq and is a predicted model, not a curated record. The transcript has 3 exons.